Pelodiscus sinensis (Chinese soft-shelled turtle) is the source of this 1005-nucleotide messenger RNA. The record is from RefSeq and is a predicted model, not a curated record. NCBI's taxonomy places the organism in Eukaryota, Metazoa, Chordata, Testudines, Trionychidae.
CCCGGUCCCUCAUCAGUUGUUAUUAUUAACACUUAUUUUUAUUAUGUUGUAGGUUUUGAUGUUGCGAAGACUGGUGAUGCUCGAAUUGGGUUUGUGGGUUUUCCCUCAGUGGGAAAAUCUACUCUGCUGAGUAACCUUGCUGGUGUGUAUUCUGAAGUUGCAGCAUAUGAGUUCACCACAUUGACUACUGUGCCAGGAGUCAUUCGAUAUAAAGGAGCAAAGAUACAGCUUCUUGAUCUCCCGGGAAUUAUUGAGGGAGCUAAAGAUGGGAAAGGCAGAGGUCGGCAGGUCAUUGCAGUUGCUCGAACUUGUAACCUCAUUCUGAUUGUUCUGGAUGUACUAAAACCACUGGGGCACAAAAAGAUAAUUGAGAAUGAACUGGAGGGCUUUGGAAUACGGCUGAAUAGCAAGCCCCCAAAUAUUGGUUAUAAGAAGAAAGAUAAAGGCGGCAUCAACCUCACAGCCACAUGUCCGCAGAGUGAACUAGAUGCGGAAACAGUGAAGAGUAUCUUAGCAGAAUAUAAAAUUCACAAUGCUGAUGUCACACUGCGUAGCGAUGCCACUGCUGAUGACCUAAUUGAUGUUGUUGAAGGAAACAGAGUUUAUAUUCCAUGUAUCUAUGUGCUGAAUAAAAUUGACCAGAUUUCCAUUGAAGAACUGGAUAUCAUUUACAAGGUGCCACACUGUGUACCAAUCUCUGCUCACCACCGGUGGAAUUUUGAUGACCUAUUGGAAAGAAUCUGGGACUACCUGAGGCUGGUGCGAAUCUACACCAAACCUAAAGGACAGUUACCAGACUACACUUCUCCUGUGGUGCUUCCUGACUCCAGGACCACAGUGGAGGAUUUUUGUAUGAAAAUUCACAAAAAUCUCAUUAAAGAAUUUAAAUACGCGCUGGUCUGGGGAUCAUCUGUUAAACACAAUCCGCAAAAAGUUGGCAAAGAUCACACGCUUGAGGAUGAAGAUGUCAUUCAGAUUGUGAAGAAAUAAAAUUGUUCUUGCUGA